GGGCGCAUGCGCGCUGCGGGCGCUGGUGUUGGACAGCUGGCGCCGGCCGCAGCCCCGGGGAUCGCAGGCGGCUGCCGCGGCGGCCCGGAGCCGGCUUCGCUGCAGGGAGCCGCAGCAGCUGCCACCCCAGCAAGGAAGAAACGUUGACCGCCGAGGGACCCUUCCUCACUUUGGGAAAUGGCAGGCGAAAUCACAGAGACCGGGGAGCUCUAUUCUCCCUACGUGGGACUGGUGUAUAUGUUCAACCUCAUCGUGGGCACCGGUGCGCUCACCAUGCCCAAGGCCUUUGCCACGGCCGGGUGGCUGGUCAGCCUGGUGUUACUGGUAUUCCUGGGCUUCAUGAGCUUCAUGACGACGACCUUUGUGGUGGAGGCCAUGGGGGCGGCCAACGCUCAACUCCGCUGGAAGAGGAUGGAAGCCCGCCAGGACGAGGAAGACGACGACUCAUCCUCCUCGGCCUCCGACAGCGACGUUCUCGCCCAGGACAGCUACGAGCGGGCGGAGAAGCGGCCCAUCCUGUCUGUGCAGAGACGCGGAUCAAGCCUUUUCGAGAUCACAGACCGGGUGGAGAUGGGACAGAUGGCCUCCAUGUUCUUCAAUAAAGUGGGGGUCAACCUGUUCUACUUCUGCAUCAUCGUCUACCUGUACGGGGACCUGGCCAUCUACGCCGCAGCCGUGCCCUUCUCCCUCAUGCAGGUGACCUGCAGCGCCCUGGGCAACGACUCGUGCGGCGUGGAGGCCGACGCCAAGUACAACGACACGGACCCAUGCUGGGGGCCCCUGCGCCGCAUGGACGCCUACCGCAUCUACCUGGCCGUCUUCACGCUCCUCCUCGGCCCCUUCACCUUCUUUGACGUCCAGAAGACCAAGUACCUGCAGAUCCUGACAUCCCUAAUGAGAUGGAUCGCACAACCGGGGCAGAGUUGCUUCCUGCCCCCUACCUGUCCAGGAGAACAGAGCCACCCAUCCUCGGCCUCCAGCCCUGGCCUCAGCUCCCCCAGCAUUGGUCCCCGCCUUCACCAUCAUGAUCGUGCUGGCCCUGGUGCGCAUCGCGCAUGGGCGCGGGGAGGGGCGCCCGCCGCUGGCCGACCUCUCGGGCAUCCGGAACCUGCUGGGCGUGUGCGUCUACUCCUUCAUGUGCCAGCACUCCCUGCCAUCGCUCCUCACCCCCGUCUCCUCCAAGCGCCACCUCACGCGCCUGGUCCUGCUGGACUACGUGCUCAUCCUGGCGUUCUACGGGCUCCUCUCCUUCACUGCCAUCUUCUGCUUCCGCGGCGACAGCCUGCUGGACAUGUACACCCUCAACUUCGCGCGCUGCGACGUGGUGGGCCUGGCCGCCGUGCGCUUCUUCCUGGGCCUCUUCCCCGUCUUCACCAUCAGCACCAACUUCCCCAUCAUCGCCGUGACCCUCCGCAACAACUGGAAGACGCUCUUCCACCGCGAGGGGGGCACGUACCCCUGGGUUGUGGACCGCGUGGUGUUCCCCACCAUCACCCUGCUGCCCCCCGUGCUAGUGGCCUUCUGCACCCACGACCUGGAGUCCCUGGUGGGCAUCACGGGGGCCUACGCGGGCACGGGCAUCCAGUACGUCAUCCCGGCCUUCCUGGUGUACCUCUGCCGCAAGGACACCCAGCUGGCCUUCGGCUACGGGACCGUCAACAAGCACAGGUCCCCCUUCCGCCACACCUUCUGGGUGGGCUUCGUACUGCUCUGGGCUUUCUCCUGCUUCUUCUUUGUCACCGCCAACAUCGUCCUCAGCGAGACCAAGCUCUGACGGCAGGACGUGUCUGGUGACCAGCGGGGUAGGGGCCCCCGACUGGCAGAGCCCAGGGCUCGUGGCCUCCCUGGGCUCAGCGGGGCAGGCAAGACCCGGGCUCUUGGAGGGGACCUUCUCCCCACGCAGGAUUCCACACAGCCUGCACCUGGGGUCGCUCUCCUCCAGGUCCUCUCGCCUGGGGCCGCCCCCGGCCAGCCAAGGCCCGUAGCAGGGCCACGCGGCCGCCCCCAGGUUCUAGGACCGGUUACUGGGAUCGAGGCCUCGGCUUGGAGAGUGGAGAUGCAGUGCUGGUGCUGCCACUGUUUAUACCAGACACGGGCCCCCCCCUCCCAGCCCAUCCUGCAUCUUCGUCUGGGAAACCUGCUCCAUCAGGGCAAGCCCAGGCCCCUCGCCUCCUCCCCACGGGGCCUGGCAGGGCUCACCUUCCCGCCAGGCCUGGAGGUGCCAAGCACCUCUCCUAGGGGAGCGCCAGGCCAGCCAGUGACAAGGACCAGACGUGCUAAUCGGCCCCAGGGGCCCCAGACCAGAGCAGCGAGGGCCACGCGGAGGGCGCCAACACCUGUCCCGGGCCCCUGAAUCCACGAUGACUCCGGAGCAGCGGGCGGAAGCAGCCCUUUCCUCGCAGACACAGCAGCCCCACAGAUCCCCGGAAGGGAUCUGUGGGCCUCCUGCAGUGCCAGGGCUGGGGGGGCAGGGGCCAGCGUUCAAGGGGCACUGGAGGGGAGCGACCCCCGGCUGUCACCUCCGUGGCUGGGAGCACCCCAGGCAUGUAGCCCAUGGUUCCCGUAAGACCUCCCGUAAGAGAGGUCGGGCCUGCCCCCCGAUGUCCCUGUCCCCCCUCCAACACUAACAGGGGCUCCCUUUCGAGCCGGGCUGUGGGUACAGCCCGAUGUUCAUGGUCUCCAUGUCCCUUGGGCGCCAUGGGGUGAGAUAGGGCCCUGCUCACCCUUCCCAUGGAAGGAGGGCCAGGUUCCCCGGGCACCUCACCAGCUCCACGUGGUACCCCCCCACACACACACAAUCAUGCAUGCACCUGUUGGGCCAGCCUCCCUUAGAGACACGGGUGACUCGAAUGAACUGCAUUUUCAACGUGCCUUCUCCUGCUUCAGGACCUCAGGGGGCUCCUCCUGGCCCUCCCUGGCGAGCCCCCGGCCCUGGGCCAAAUCCUCUGUCCUGGAGCCCAGAGCAGCAGACGGGAGCAGCCUCUGGGCGGGGAGGGGGUCCCUGCCCCUCCGCCCUUUGAUCUCAGUGCCUUGCUCGGCUCUCCAGGGAAUCCCUGCAAGCCUGCUCCCCGCCCCCUCCAUCCCCGAGCAUCUCAACUGUCUUCAAACUUUGGACAGAGCGUGGACGCCAGGUCUUCUGAGGCCCACGGUGGUCUCGGGGAGGGGGACACGGGCUUUGUGAGAACACGGGGAGUCCGCGGGCGGUCCCAGCCCUCCCUUCCGGCGCCGGGGGGCAGCCCCCGGCCUGUGAGAAUACUGUGUCUCAAUAGGCCGCGACCUGCUUUCUCACUCUUGUCGCCCGUCUUCCGUCCUCACAGCUAGUCCAGCGUCCCGUUAUCUUCCACCCUCCUGGAAAGAUGCCCUUCCCCGUCCACCGUUGCAGCUGCCUCCCAGGAGGCCUUGCGGGGUGGGCGAGGCCGGGGUGUGUCCACGGUGACCCCGCCCCCUGGGGCUGGGACCCUCGCUGGGGGCUGCCCAGCUGUUUUGCUGAGAAGUCAAUUAAAACAUCUGUGCUUA
This is a messenger RNA of Dama dama (fallow deer), 3516 nucleotides long. RefSeq names its product transmembrane protein 104 (gene SLC38A12). The transcript has 11 exons. The record is from RefSeq and is a predicted model, not a curated record. The coding region runs from base 178 to 1794 and encodes 538 amino acids. NCBI's taxonomy places the organism in Eukaryota, Metazoa, Chordata, Mammalia, Artiodactyla, Cervidae.